Messenger RNA from Episyrphus balteatus (marmalade hoverfly), 1636 nucleotides. RefSeq names its product protein SMG9. NCBI's taxonomy places the organism in Eukaryota, Metazoa, Arthropoda, Insecta, Diptera, Syrphidae. The record is from RefSeq and is a predicted model, not a curated record. Bases 117 to 1460 code for a protein of 447 amino acids. Gene Ontology annotation, biological process: nuclear-transcribed mRNA catabolic process, nonsense-mediated decay. The transcript has 3 exons.
AUCCUUGUAUAUACAAAGUUAUAUCUUGUGGAACUGUCAAAUUGCGAAUUACAAGGAAUUACAAAUAAAUUCUUUUUCCUCGAAAUUUUAUUUAACAUUUCUUACAAAUAAAAACAAUGUCGGAAAAUAGAAAAAAGCGUUAUAGAAAACCAAAGCCUGAAGAAAAGCGUACAGUAAUAUUAGCUAAACGCGAUCCAGAUCGAACUACCGCCAAGACUUUUGAAGAACAACAACCAAUUCAACCCAAGAUUUUAUUAAAAGCUAAAGAUCGAAAUGAUUCCGGUGGUUCACCAACCACCGUCGCUUCCAUAUCCAAUUUAGUCCCACAAAAAACAAUUAUUGUCACAAAAGAUUCCAUCUCAGUUGAAGGCGCCAUCGCUGGCGUCUCCAACUUAACCGUUCAACCCAGCUCUCAAAGUCCGAGUAGCUCCUCAACACAACCACAAAAAGAAGUCACAUCAGACGUACCUAUUACUGAACCGACUCCUAUUAUGACUCGGCCGGCAACUGUGAUUUCCUCAACAUCCCAGAUAAACUUCAAUGCCUCCAAAUUCCUGAUAAAAAACAAUAAAGAUUUCCUCGUUGUGGGCAUUGUGGGCAGGCAAGGUGUUGGCAAGUCCACUAUCAUGAAUAUGUUGGCUGCAGAGGAAAUAAACAAUGAAGUAUACAAAUCGAUUUUCAAAGACCAAGAAAGUAUCUUUCCGAUUAAGAUCAAACCCAAUAAAGGCGCCGCUUGGCCACGUACCGAAAGCAUUCACAUGUACAUUACGAAAGACAGAAUGAUUCUUCUCGACAGUCCUCCAGUUUUGUGCAAUUCCUACAAGAAAGAUGAAUUGACAAAUGAAAUGGAUGACAUGCAUAAUAUCAUUAUAUUCCUGUCGGUUUGUCAUUUAGUAAUCUUUGUUCAGAAUGAUCACUUCGAUAUGAGUCUUGUUCGUUUGUUCACAAUGUCGGAAAUGACAAAACCAAAUCAGGAUACCAAACCAUUUGUUGAAGAUUACUAUCCAAAUGUUUUAUUUGUGAAGAACCGAGCUAAGCGAUUGGAUUUCUCGGAAGAGGAAAAGGAAAUGCAGGAUAAAAUGCUUAGAUUUUGCUUUGAGGAAACUAAAUUCAAAAUAUUUCUUGGCGAAACAGAUGAACUGAAGAAAGGGCAUUGUAUUCCAGAUGCGGAUAAAAUUGUCAAUUCAUUUCGGAUACCAGAAUUCAAAGAUGAUGCGGCCACCAGCUUUCAUUCUGAUUUCCAGUCAAUCGCAGAGGAAUUAAGGCAACGAGUAUUUAUGACUCCGCGCAAUCAAAUCUACAGCGCUCCAGGUGAGCUGACCGAAGCGAUUUGGUUUGAAUUGCUUACAAGGACUGCAAACGAGUGGAAUCAUUUCUUCUUUAGGACAUACAAGGAAGCUCGAAUCAAUCAUUACCAAAAUGGAAGUAAUAGUGUUGAUGCAGAAAAGUUUCAACAGUAAAAUAAUAUAUUUUUGUUCAAAUACAAAAAUUAAAACUUCUCAACACUCUACAAAUGAAAGACAAUGAAGUGGGCAUAAUUACUUCGAUAGCUUGGAUAUUUUCUGACACAGUUAAUAAUUUAAUAAAUUGAAAGGUCAAUUUAGACAAAUAAAGAAAACCAAACUGGUAAAACAAA